UCAUUGAUCAAUCAUUCGGGUGGACAUGCACUUCUAUCUCUAUAUAUAUGGGGCCAAUUUAGAGGGAUUUUAUUCAACAUGUGUCUUCUGUUUUGCUCCACUAAUUAGUAUAUUUUAAGUACUUCUUGUGUGUUUUAGAGUCAAUUGUGGGUGGGGGGAAGAAGAAGAUGGCUCUUACUGGCAAGAUGGAGAGUGAAGUAGAGAUUAAGUCAAAUGGUGAUGAUAUUUUCCAUAUGUGUGCAGGUAAGAAAGCACAGCACACAGCAACUCUGAGCCCUGAGAAAGUGCACAAAGUGGAAAUCCAUGAAGGUGAGUGGGGGGAUCAUGGAUCCGUGAAGGUCUGGACUUUUGUUGCAGAGGGGAAGGUGGAGACAUACAAGGAGAAAGUGAGCAUAGAUGAGGAGAACAAGGCGGUUCAUUUGACAGCAUUGGAGGGACAUUGCUUGGAACUUUACAGGAGCUAUAACAUCAUCUACCAAUUCAUUCACAACGGUGAAAGCAACAUCGUCAAAAUCACUAUCGAGUACGAGAAGAAACAUGAGGACAUUCCCCCUCCACAGAAGUACAUGGAUUUCGUGAUCAGUUUGAUCAAAGAUCUUGAUGCUAAUCUUGUGAAGGAGUGAAUGAAAGUUAUAUAUAGAUCGAUCGAUCGGUUGGAUGGUUGUAUUGCAAGAUAGCAUGAAUAAUGUGGUUUUUUUAAUUUUUGGUUAAUUUUGUGAUAAGUAAGAGCUUCAACUAUUGUAUUGUGUGUGAGAAGUUCCUACCACUUGGGUAGGUUCAAUAACGGUUCAUUAUGGUUGUAACUUUGAUCCUUUGGGUUGUAAUAAGAGCUUGAAGGCUAGAGAUUUGGUUUGCUA
Messenger RNA from Rhododendron vialii, 857 nucleotides. RefSeq names its product MLP-like protein 328. The transcript is spliced from 2 exons. Lineage: Eukaryota; Viridiplantae; Streptophyta; Magnoliopsida; Ericales; Ericaceae. The record is from RefSeq and is a predicted model, not a curated record. The coding region runs from base 168 to 623 and encodes 151 amino acids. Gene Ontology annotation, biological process: defense response.